Molecule: messenger RNA, 3223 nt
Organism: Hemicordylus capensis (graceful crag lizard)
Lineage: Eukaryota; Metazoa; Chordata; Lepidosauria; Squamata; Cordylidae
Gene: ETNPPL
Product: ethanolamine-phosphate phospho-lyase
Exons: 13
Coding region: 76-1584 (502 amino acids)
Cellular component (GO): mitochondrion
Molecular function (GO): ethanolamine-phosphate phospho-lyase activity; pyridoxal phosphate binding; transaminase activity
Source: RefSeq, a predicted model, not a curated record
UGCCCCUUGCCAGGGCCGGCACAGAGCGAGACCCAAGUGGUUGCAGAGCGGCAGAGUACCCGCCCACGAGCCGGCAUGACGGAGAUCUACAGCAAGACAGAGACCUUGGAGCUGCGGAGGAAGCACAUCGGGCCAUCGUGCAAGGUCUUCUUUGCCAAGGAUCCCAUUAAGAUUGUGCAUGCUCGUGGACAGUAUAUGUUUGAUGAGAAUGGAGAAAAAUACUUGGACUGCAUUAACAAUGUGGCGCAUGUCGGACACAGCCAUCCAGAUGUGAUCAAGGCUGCAGUGAAACAGAUGGAGCUGCUCAACACUAAUUCUCGAUUCCUGCAUGACAACCUGGUCCAGUAUGCUAAACGCCUGACUGCAACCCUACCAGAGGCACUCUCCGUUUGCUACUUUGUGAAUUCUGGGUCUGAAGCUAAUGACCUUGCUUUGCGCCUGGCUCGGCAGUACAGCGGCCACCAAGAUGUGAUUACCCUUGAUCAUGCUUAUCAUGGCCAUGUGACCUCCUUGAUAGACAUCAGUCCGUACAAAUUUAAUCAACUGGGGAAAGAAGGCAAAAAGGAGUUUGUACACGUGGCUCCUUCUCCAGAUAUCUAUAGAGGAAAGUUCAGGGAGGACCAUCCAGAUCCGGCAAGUGCUUAUGCUGAUGAUGUGAAAAAAAUUAUUGAAGAGGCUCAUAAGAACGGCCGCAAGAUUGCUGCCUUUAUUGCUGAAUCCAUGCAGAGUUGUGGAGGCCAAGUAAUUCCACCUGCAGGCUACUUCCAGAAAGUGGCAGAAUCUGUCCACAAAGCAGGUGGUGUUUUCAUAGCUGAUGAAGUGCAGGUUGGUUUUGGUCGAGUUGGGAAACACUUCUGGGGAUUCCAGCUUCAGGGUGAAGACUUUGUGCCUGACAUUGUCACCAUGGGAAAGCCAAUUGGCAAUGGCCAUCCAAUGUCUUGUGUAGUUACGACGAGAGAGAUUGCUGAAGCCUUUGGUGCCUCUGGACUAGAGUAUUUCAAUACUUUUGGAGGUAACCCAGUAUCCUGUGCAAUUGGUCUGACUGUGCUAGAUAUUAUAGAGAAAGAAGAUCUCCAAGGCAAUGCCAUAUGUGUUGGAAACUACCUCACUGAGUUACUGGAGGAGCAAAAGGAAAAACAUCCACUGGUGGGAGAUGUCAGAGGUGUUGGUUUGUUCAUUGGAGUGGAUCUAGUGAAGGACCGACAGAAGAAAACGCCUGCCACUGCUGAAGCCCAGCAUAUAAUCUACAAGCUGAAAGAACGAAGGAUUCUACUAAGUGCGGAUGGACCUUAUAGAAACAUCUUGAAAUUUAAGCCACCCAUGUGCUUCAGUAUGGAAGAUGCAAAGUUUGUUGUUGAUCAAAUUGAUGAGCUCCUCACAGAUUUGGAAGAAGCAAUUGGAAUCAGAACUAGAAAUGGACUUUCUACAAGUGUUCAGUGUAAAAGAAAAAUGCCUACUGAUGGGAGCUCCCAAUUGGAGUGCAUCAGUGAAAAUUUCAGCCAUAUCAAUGGAAGCGCCUGCAGACAAGAAAAUGGAUUUGGUGCUGAAAAUCACACAGUGCCUUGCAAAAGGAUCAGGACAUGAAGGAUUCAAGUUUUCUGUAAAUAAGAACAACAGUGUAUGGGUUGGGUGUUCUUAAGGGUGAGUGGAAGUGUGCAAUAGUUAUGAAUGUCUUUAACAAUACUCUUGACCACAUGUCUAGCUAAAGAGAUCUGUGAUGCUUCUAGGAGCAUGUCACUUGCUGGAUUAGAAACUAAGUGCAUGGCAGCUGCACAUCCAAAUAUGCAUCAGUGUGUGGAUUUCACUUAUCUUUUAAUGGAGUGCACAUUCCUAUCAACUUUUUCUGGCAGAACAGGUUGUAUGUAAAUAUAUUGCAUAGUUAGAGCUGGGGGUGUGUGGACAUCGCACAAUUAAGUCCAGAAGAUUAAAUAUAAUGUACAUGUACCAGAGAAGCUUUCACUAGACUAAAUGACUGGACCAGGGGUAUAUGAAUUUAAAAUCUGAUGAAGUUAACAUGUGGUUUAAUUUUGGAGCACUGUGUUUUGCAGCCAUAAUAGAAAGAUAGUAUUUAAUCCUUUGUUUGAAGUGUCUCUGAUCUGACUUCUUCUGUUUGAAAUUUCAAUUUUCAGUAUUGAGAUAUUAAUAAUUUCCCAUGUUUUAAUGGCUGAUGUAAUAUACUGUUCCACACUCUGAUGGGUCAAUUUAAAAAUCUGAGUAAUGUCUAGCCUUUAGAAGUCUCAAAUUCAAAUCUAGAACAGAUAAAAUCAAUUGACUGGGAACCUGCAAAAACCAGCUGUCCGACGAAGAAAGGAGAUUUUGAUGUUCUAAGCAGUCUCUGUGCUACUAAGAAACAAAAAAAAUGGCUUGCCCUUGAACUUAGCAGAACCAAAGAAACACCUAUCAUAUAGUAAAAGGUAAAGUGUUCCCUCGAGUCAGUGUCUGCUCCUGGCAACCACAGAGCCCUGUGGUUGUCUUUGGUAGAAUACAAGUAAACUCCCCAAUAUCAUAAUGUGAAAUAUAAAACAUAGUGUGAUAUUUGAAUGCUCUUCCAUAUGGUAGGUGGCUUCUCACUAAAUGCACAAAAGUAUUAUGAAUAGGUGUCAGUUCUGAAUUGCAUUAUUUCAAAAGUAUCAUCCUUUAUAAAGAGAGCACCACCAAGCCUCUGAGAGCAAGAUGAAGGCUUUGACCAUACAUUUGGUUUAAUAAGAAAGACAUGGAUUCUGAUCCACCAUGUUCCAUGCACAUGGAACAACCUCUGUGCAUCCAUCCCUCUUUAAAAGAAAAAGAAAGAAAGGUGUGCCACCAAUCAGCUUUUUGGAAAGGGGUGGGAUGAAUACAAUCCCCCUCUUCUUCUUUCUCAGGAAAGGGAAGAAAUGGACUGCAUGCACACAGGUCUGGCUGUUGGCUGGGCCUAGGGCACACACAGCUCCCAUUUGUACGUGACCUCCUUAUCCAGUCAGAGAUAUGUGCACUGAGGUAAACUGUGUUACAUUCAGUGUUGGAAGUUUUUAUUAUUAAUUGUAUGAUACAACUUAAAACUUUAUUAACUGUAUAUCAUGACUGAUUUUUUUUUUUUAACUGUUAUAUUUAGUUUAGCCUUCUGGUUUCAUACAUUUUUGUCAAUUGUUAUCUGCCUUCUUUGUGGCUCUGAUAGCACACCCGUUAUUUUCCAGUGACUAGUACUCCUUGUUUAUUUGAAAGAAUAAAACUAUUUUUAACCUCA